Molecule: messenger RNA, 5343 nt
Organism: Malaya genurostris
Lineage: Eukaryota; Metazoa; Arthropoda; Insecta; Diptera; Culicidae
Exons: 2
Coding region: 1-5343 (1780 amino acids)
Molecular function (GO): nucleic acid binding; zinc ion binding
Source: RefSeq, a predicted model, not a curated record
AUGAUGCUAAGAUCCGGUGGAAAAAAGUUGAUUUUCAAUGCCGUUCCGUCUCCAUUAGCAAAAAGUUCGCCAGUGCUGUCAGUGCAUGAGCAACGUGAAGAACAAGAAACACAGAAAAAUAAAAUAAAGAUGGAAGAAAGUGUAGAUGCGCUGAGCCGUUGUUGUCGUGUGGCGCAGGCAAAGGUGACGCGAAUAAGGAGAGUCAUUGAAUUGGCAAAUGUUGAUCAUCGAAAAUUCAGUGUUCAUGCGCUGAGUCUUUAUCUUAAAACGACUGACUCAGCAUACGACGAGUUUAACGAUUUUCAUAAUCGCAUCUGCCUUGCGGAUCCAGCAAAAGCGGGUGAGUUCGAACCAGUUUUUCUCGAAUUUGAGGAGUUAUAUGAAUUUACACGAAUCGCUCUAUGUGAGAUGUUGCAAGCAUAUGAGGACGAAAAAACAGCCGCCGAUAAAGCUAUAGCUGUUGCUGGUAGGGGGAGCAGUGGCAGCACUCAACCAGGCAGCAGUGGUAUGAAUUUUCCAAUGGCAUUCCCACAAACGAUUGUCCUACAACAAACAGCACUUCCUGUCUUUGAUGGUCGGUAUGAGAAUUGGUUUAAGUUUAAGCAGAUGUUUUGUGAUAUCGCCGAUAAAUGCACCGCGGAUUCCGCAGCGACCAAACUACACUAUCUCGACAAGGCAUUGAUCGGGAAAGCACAUGGGGCUAUUGAUCAACAGAUUAUAAGGGAUAAUGACUACGAAGGUGCAUGGAGGUCGCUUACUGAACAAUUCGAAAACCUUCCCGCGUUGAUAAAUGAAACAAUAGCUAGAUUAUUGAACUUGAAACCCAUGACUUUGGAAUCAUUCUCUCAGUUGAAAACGCUGACCGAUGAUGUCGAGAAAUGCGUAAGUUCUCUAGCAUAUCAUGAUCUAAAAAUGGACAAACUGUCUGAGGCAAUGAUUACGAAUUUGACUGCUUCUAGAUUGGACGAAAACACGCGAAAGGUAUGGGAAUCAAGUGUAAAACGUAAAAGUUUGCCUUCGUACAAAGACAUGAUUGCUGUAUUACGGAAUCAGCAGUCCGUAUUGGAACGAUGCGAAAAGGCGAAACCAGCACAGAAGAAUCGUUAUCAAAAUCCUAUGUCUCGAUCUGAGAAUUAUUCCGGUUCUAGUAAAGCUCACACGAGUACAGUGGGUAAGACUGACGACAGCUGUUUGGUAUGCGAUGAGAAUCACGAUAUUGAGAGUUGUGAAAUGUUCAGAAAGCUAAACGUAAAUGCUCGAUAUAAUAGAGCACGACAGAUUGGGCUUUGUUUUACUUGUCUGAAAAAAGGUCAUAGAACAGCAGAUUGCAAUUCUGAGAAAAAAUGUUCAAUGUGUUCUCGAACGCACAAUGUGCUGUUGCAUCCUGAAGACAAGAAAUCCCAAAAUAAGGAUAUGAAUAUCAACGAAGAAUCUACUAAGCGAGUGGAUAUUCCGACACCGACUGCAACGACAUGCACUGUGUCUUGCAGCUCUAGUGAAACAACAACACAAAUAUUAUUAGCAACUGCGAUUGUUGAUGUUUUGGAUGUAAAUGGAUUGGAGCACAAAUGUCGAGUGUUAUUGGACUCGGGUGCCAUGGCAAACUUCAUGUCACAACGAUUUGUGGAUCUUCUGAGCCUAAAGAGGAAGUCGGCGAAUGUUCCUGUGGUAGGAGUCAAUGGGAUGAAAACAUUGGUGAAAUUUAAAGUUCAUGCGAAAGUUCGGUCAAGAACGUCAAACCACACUUUCUGCCUGGAUUACUUGAUUGUUCCAAAAGUUACUGGAACAUUGCCUACUGCUAGAGUGGAGAUUCAAAACUGGCCAAUACCGCAUAACUUGGCGUUGGCAGAUCCAUAUUUCCAUGAACCGAGCCGUAUCGAUCUGUUAAUAGGUGCUGAAAUGUUUUACGAUUUAUUGUACCAGGAUAAGAUUAACAUGUCUGUGGACCUGCCGGUGCUACAAGACAGUUCAUUAGGAUGGCUAGUAUCGGGGCGCGUAGCUGAUUUGAAACUGAUUUCCACUGUUCGUAUGUGUCAUGCAGUGUCCAAGGAGUCGUCUAAACAAGAAUUGACUGAAAUGUUGAAGCGGUUUUGGUUGAUUGAUGAACAGAGUCAUUCUGUGUUGGAUCAAGGAGAGGAUGAAGAGUGUGAGCGACAUUUCAUUCAAACACAUCAACGCAGCGAAAGUGGUCGCUACACCGUACGACUACCGUUUCGAGAGAGUAUCGGCGAACUUGGAGAUUCCAAAGCAGUAGCAGAAAAGAGAUUCACGCAGUUAGAACGCAGAUUUGAUAGGAAUCCUAUAAUGAAACAGCAAUAUAAGGCAUUCAUUGACGAAUACAUCGCUCUGGGUCAUGCUCGAAUUAUUGAUGAAAAAUGUGACGACGAAAGCAAGGGAUAUUUCCUACCGCAUCAUUGUGUGCUUAAGCCAGAAAGUUCCACGACAAAACUAAGGGUAGUAUUCGAUGCAUCAUCAAUGAGCUCUACGAAUCUGUCGCUGAAUGAUGUUAUGAUGACAGGACCCACAGUGCAACCCACGUUGUUUGAUAUUGUUUUGAGAUUUCGUAUUCCCAAAUAUGUCUUUACUGCCGAUGUAUCAAAAAUGUAUCGCCAAGUUCAGGUCCACAAAGACGAUUGCAAAUAUCAGAAAAUUCUGUGGAGAGACGAUAGAACUGAACCAUUAAGAACAAUUGAAUUACAAACUGUCACGUAUGGAACAUCGGCAGCCCCGUUCUUGGCCACCAGAUCCCUGAACCAACUGGCGAUUGACGAACAGAUGAAUUAUCCCGAAGCUAGUAGCAAGGCAUUGAAAAGCUUCUAUGUAGACGACGUACUGACAGGAUCGGAUGAUCUGGAAGAGGCGAAGAAGCUACAACGUGACUUAACUGAAAUGUUAAUGCGAGGAGGUUUUGAGCUACGAAAGUGGUGCGCCAACAAUGCUGCUAUCUUGGAUGAGAUUCCCGUUGAAUUUUGUGAGAAACAACUUGAUUUUGAAAACCAUGAUGUGAAUGGUGUCAUCAAAACACUCGGAUUGUUAUGGAAUCCAGUUGAUGACGUGUUUGUAUUUCAUGCGAAGCCUAUGGAUGAUUCCUUUAAAUCUUUCACAAAACGUCAAAUAAUGUCGGAAAUCGCACGAUUGUUCGAUCCUCUCGGAUUACUAGCACCAGUUGUGGUGAUAGGAAAACUCGUAAUGCAGCAACUUUGGAAGGAGGAAAUCAAUUGGGAUGACAUCGUCUCUGGUGAACCGUUGAACGUGUGGAGAAAAUUCAGGUCAGAGCUGUGUGCUAUUAGUGAAUUGAAGAUUCCGAGAAACGUCACAGUGAGUGGCACAGCACAACAUGAAAUUCAUGGGUUUGCGGAUGCAUCCAUGAAGGCAUACGGUAGUUGUAUAUAUUUGAGAAGUGUGAGAAAAGAUGGAUCUGCUGAAUUGAGAUUAUUGUGUGGCAAAUCAAGGGUUGCGCCCUUGAAGGAAUUAAAGCGAAAACAAAAGGGAGAAUCGGAUCCAACUAAAAUGACAAUACCUCGCUUGGAGCUUUGCGCAGCAAACCUUCUAGCCGAGCAAGUGACAAAGGUAAUGCCUGCAAUAGACGUGACCAUAAGUGACACAGUGCUUUGGUCGGAUUCAAAAAUUGUAUUGUCAUGGAUUGCAAAUCUGAAGCCUGAAUCACCAAUUUUUGUGUGCAACCGGAUUUCCAACAUUCGACAAUUAACAUGUACAUAUAAAUGGAACUAUGUGCCGACUACUAUGAACCCAGCCGAUCUUAUCUCGCGUGGGAUUUAUCCGGCGACAUUAACUUCUACAGACUUAUGGUGGAGGGGCCCAAACUUUCUGCACACUUACGAGGCAAAACCGUCAUAUUACAAUCAUGAAAUCCCAAUGGAAGUUGAAUCAGGCGAACUUCUCAAAAUGGGAUCAUCUACGUUGAUGGUGGCAACAGCCGUUUCAGAAAAUGACUUAACGAGUGUAAUUUCUAGAUACAGUGAUUUUCGUAAGCUAGAACGAGUAUUUGCAUAUGUUGCCAGAUUCGUCCAUAACUGUAGACGACCAGCAGAUCAGCGACGAGGUGGUGGUUUAACUAUAAAGGAGUUUCGUGAGUCACAGUUAUCUUUAAUAAGGGCAGUUCAACUAACGGAGUUUAAAGACGAAAUCAACUGUAUUCUUAAAGGCUUACCAGUUAGCGGAACAUUACGAAACAUCAAUCCAAUAUUUGAUAAAGAUUUGAGGCUUUUGAAAGUUGGUGGUCGAUUACGAUUUUCUAACUUAUCAAUUGAUCAGAAACAUCCUCUGAUUCUACCCGAAAGGCAUCAUUUGACAGAAUUACUAAUCAUUACCUUGCACCGUGAAAACUUGCAUGUUGGAUUGAACGGGUUACUUGCAAUAUUAAGGCAGAAAUAUUGGCCAGUGAAGGCUAAACGAUGUAUUUCUCGCAUAUUGAAGAGGUGUGUUCGGUGCUUUCGUGUAAAUCCAAGGAAUGUUCAACAGUUUAUGGGUGAUUUGCCGAGUUGCCGUGUAACACCCGCUCUGCCAUUUAUGAGAACUGGGGUGGACUACGCCGGUCCGGUAUUUUUAAAGCAAGGACGAUCCAAGGCACCAUUGAAGGGAUACAUAGCACUUUUCGUCUGCAUGACUACAAAGGCAUUGCAUCUUGAAUUAGUGUCUUCAUUAUCAACUGAUACGUUUUUAGGAGCUCUACAUAGAUUUGUUGGCAGACGAGGAAACGUUUCUGAGAUAUUUUCGGACAAUGGCAAAAACUUUGUCGGCGCUGAACGCCAGCUGAAGGAACUUCGUCAGCUUCUUUCGUCACAGUCUCUGAAAAUGAAAAUUGAUUCAUUUUGCCAAGUACGAGAAGCUCAUUUAACCUACGAAGAGAUGAGCACUCUUCUUGUGCAAAUUGAGGCAAUCCUAAAUUCGCGGCCACUCUGUCCGCAAUCAGAUGACCCAUUAGAUUAUGACGCAUUAAGUCCCGCACAUUUUCUGAUUGGGCGAGAGUUGACAGCAAUCGCAGAGCCCUUUUAUACAGAGCUGGCAGAAAACCGACUAUCGAGAUACCAAUUAGUUCAAAAAUACAAACAGUGUUUUUGGCGACGUUGGUCUAAUGAAUAUAUUACGACACUUCAAAUUAGAGGAAAAUGGAAUAAAACACCCACUGCAAUUCGAAACGACUUGCUUGUAAUCCUGAAGGAGGACGAUGCACCACCGAUGACCUGGCAACUAGGCCGAAUUAUUGAAGUCUACCCAGGAAAUGACGGAAUCAUCAGAGUAGUAAAGGUUCGAACCAGUCGAGGGAACUACGUGAGACCGACAACCAAAAUAGCCAUCUUACCAAUAGAAGACAAUGAUUAG